Messenger RNA from Meira miltonrushii, 922 nucleotides. Its product is annotated as N-terminal nucleophile aminohydrolase. Gene Ontology annotation, cellular component: proteasome core complex, alpha-subunit complex; nucleus; proteasome core complex. The transcript is spliced from 2 exons. The record is from RefSeq and is a predicted model, not a curated record. The coding region runs from base 49 to 885 and encodes 278 amino acids. NCBI's taxonomy places the organism in Eukaryota, Fungi, Basidiomycota, Exobasidiomycetes, Exobasidiales, Brachybasidiaceae. Gene Ontology annotation, biological process: ubiquitin-dependent protein catabolic process.
CGAUUCGUGGCCUUCUCAACAUCAUCAUCAUCAUAUCUCAUAAAAAUCAUGUUCCGUAAUACAUACGAUAGCGACAACACAGUCUUCUCGCCUCAAGGACGGCUGCAUCAAGUCGAAUAUGCUCUUGAGGCUGUCAAACAAGGAUCGGCAGUUGUCGGUCUACGAUCUGAUACCCAUGCAAUCCUUGUCGCAUUAAAGCGUGCUCCAAGCGAAUUGGCAAGCUUUCAAAAGAAGAUGCUAAGGAUCGACAACCAUAUCGGAAUGGGUUUCGCAGGAUUAACAUCAGACGCUCGUGUUUUGAGUAAUUAUAUGAGACAGCUUUGUCUUUCUUCCAGACUGCUUUAUUCUCGUCCAUUGCCAGUCUCACGUCUUAUCUCAAGUUUAUCUGAUCGUGCUCAAUUGAACACUAUGCAAUACGGAAAGAGACCUUACGGUGUGGGAUUCUUGGUCAUUGGAGUAGACUCUCAAGGACCGCAUCUAUACGAAUUCUCACCAACAGGAAAUUGCUUCGAAUACUUUGCAAUGGCUUUGGGAGCACGUAGUCAAAGUGCAAAGACGUUCUUGGAGCACAACUUUGAAUCUUUCAAGGAUAUGGAUUUGGAUCAAUUAAUCAUUCAAGGAUUGAAUGCUUUGCGUGAUACACUUCAGCAAGGAAAAGAACUGGACGCGGACGCCGUCUCGCUCUCAAUUGUUGGACCAAAUGCAGAUGCAGACGCUUCUUCACCAGAAUCGAAAGGAGCAGAGAAGUUCCGCAUUGUCGAAGGUGACGCACUAAAGAAAUGGUUGGAUCAAUUGGAGAAACGUAAAGGACCAUCAACUACAGGCACAGGUACACAAGCCGGCGGAAAUGCUACAGUAGGAGAUGUUGAGCCUAUGGAAGAGUGAUCCUGUAUUAUUUAAACGCAAACAGCAAUCAGAUGGC